Ascoidea rubescens DSM 1968 is the source of this 710-nucleotide messenger RNA. Its product is annotated as cupin domain-containing protein. The record is from RefSeq and is a predicted model, not a curated record. NCBI's taxonomy places the organism in Eukaryota, Fungi, Ascomycota, Saccharomycetes, Ascoideales, Ascoideaceae. The coding region runs from base 252 to 617 and encodes 121 amino acids. The transcript has a single exon.
GCUGGAUAGGAUUUAACUUAAUUGGGUUUCAUUUAUCGUUUCUUUUAAUGGGCCAUAGGAUGGUCUGUAUCUUAGGGGAUAGUAUGGAAUAGCCAUUUUUUACAAUAUAAAUAUGCUCAAUCCUUCUUGUUUGAUUCUACAAGUCCAAGUUAGCUCACCACAGUACUCAAUAACUUAAUUAUUAUUGUGCUAGAUACAAACAUAAACUUCUGUUCUUCUAAUCAAUUCAGCUCUAAUAAUCUAUUUCCAAGAUGCCAAUGUUAUAUAAACCAAGAAAGGAUGGCUACGAAGUCAAACCAGCUCAAAUUCCAUCCCCAGGUAACAAUUCAUUCUUGGGUGAUAUCUUCACCUCAGAUGCUCCAUUAGACAAACAAAUCUCAUGUGGUUUUUACAAACAAGAAAAGGGUGAAAAAUUGGUUUACACUUAUAGUUAUGACGAAAUGAAAGUUAUUUUGGAAGUUGAAGGUACUUAUACUAUUACUGAUGAAACCGGUUAUAAAGUGACUGUUUCUCCAGGUGAUGUCUUUUACUUUAAGAAGGGCACUACCAUUGAAUUUGAAACCACUGGUUAUGGUCUCGCUUUCUUCUGUGGUUUACGUCCAGCUGAUUCCGGUUAACUAUCUAGUCCAGUAAAUUAUAGAUUAUAAAAUUCAAUAUUCCUAUAUAGCGACUCAUUUAAUAUAUAAUCAUAUUCAUAAUAGUUUCUUGUG